UUUGACUUCAGAGAAAGAAACGUGGAACAAGGAUACGGGUGUGUUAUCGUCAUCGUCGUUGUCGUUGUCGUCGUGCUCGUCGUCGUUGUUGUCGUCGUCGUAUUUAGUUGUUCAAAUCAUAAGUUUGUUGUUUGUUCCCCGGUCUUGUGUGAAUACUACUACUACUAUUACUACUACUCUUACUACACUAUCCGCUAAGGAGCCGCGUGUGCCGCAAGCUAAGUAAGUUGGUAGAAAUCGCUCGCAAGUCGUAGUGUCCGUAAGAGAACGAGCAAAACGCCAGGAAUACUUUCGAUCAGCGAUCAGCGAAUUUAAGAACGGUUCAGUCGAGCAAAGCACCUGAAAGUCCCGGCAAAAACCAUCGUCAACCGGUAUAGAGCGGGAAUGCUUGCCACUGGAAAAUCGUGCCUCCCAGUACCAACGCAGUGCCAUUGGCGAGCCAAAAUCGUGGUAGUAAUAAUCGUUGUAGCAUACACAUUCACACACUAAGACCGGGCAAGGAAGGAGCAGACUGGUUUUGGUGUCUUGAAAACAAAACUCUGAUUGUGACGUGGAACGAAGAGACGCGCUCGUAGAUACGGUUUUGUCAGCGUUGGAAAAGAUACAGAGGAGCGGUGAAGUAUGCUGAUAGCGGUUCGUGAUUUAAAUACACCCGCCAAAGGAAGCAGUAAACAGAAGUGCCCAACCGAAACGUUAACGUAAAACGAAUAUUAACAAACCAAUAAGCAAGGAGCAUGCAUGCAGAUGCGAAAUGUAAAAAAACAAAUAGGAUAGAAAACCAACUAUCAUCAUCUACAGCGAGCAAGCAGGUGAAGCUGUAAACACAUGUAUAAAGUAUCAACAAUCGUGGAAGUAGGACGAUAGAAAGUCAACCCACAAACAAGCACACAUACUCAAAACAAACACUGAGCUCUGAAUCAAUCGAAAAAUCAUUACAGGGAUUAUAUAGUUUACGAAAAGUGUACGUUAGUCACGCAUUUCUGUAUGUAUGUGUGUAUGUAAUGCUGGCAAUUUAGAUGACGAUGAUGGUAACAAUUGCUUGAGCCUUUUCCUCGAAAUUAGCAACUCCUUUAACAAACCUCUCAUCCACAGCCUGAAAAGGACAAGCACCCGAGAAGGCCAUUAGAAGAAACCUAGCUCAAGGAGCGAAAAUCGAUAAAAAAGCUCCUCGCGGAACAAAAGGAACAAAAACAGCCGAAACGCAAAACGACGCUGUUGAACAAUACAAUCCAUCUAAAAGCGGGCGUAACGUAACAACUGUGUGGAAUAGAAUUUCGCCAGAAAACGGCAACCCUGUCCUUUUAGUCCGCGUGACGCGUAAAGUUAAAGAGUACACGAGGUUGUAUUAAAGCUCACAGCUACGGGCGACGGAUCAGCACGGAUGCGGACAGUCAGCCGCCGAUUGAUGCCAGUGUCAGCUGGAGUGCGUGAUAGCGUUGCAUCCGAGUGAAGGGAAAACCGGUCAACGUGAGCUGGCUUUUCCAUCUGAACUGGCCUGGGAAAACUGCGUGUGCGAGCGGGCGAGCGAGAGUGCAAUUGUGUCAGGGCGAGAACGCACGAGCCGAGCAAGCGAGAGUACGAGCGAGAAAGAGAGAGAAAGAGAGAGAGAAAGAGUGAACGAGUAAACGGCCGCAUGCAUUGCCGUCAAUAAUCAACAAUCAGUCAGUCACUCAGUCAGCCGCCAGUGGCAGCAUAAACAGCAUACACUUGCAGCAGGAGAAGCGGUAAUAUAUUGACUGCAUCCCUUCGGUGCCGUUCGCAAUCGGUGCAUCGUGACAGUUGUGUUGCAAACGAGUUUCGUCAAUCGGUGUUUUUUUUUGUUUUCAUCACUCGCGUGUACACUGACUUUAAGCAGCGUGUACUGUAACCGGCGCAAAUGCGUGUGGAUGCGUUUUUUAGUGGAACGAAGCGAAACAACUAAAGUUCUUCAGGUGUGCAGGCCAGGUGUGUUGCUUAAGUGAAAGUGAACAACGGUACAACGCGAACAUAGCCGCAUUCCCCAUUCUUCCAAACUAGCCGCAGUGGUAGUGUGUUAGUGCUUUGUUGCGUCUUCGUUCCCAAGGUGCCAUUCUCGUAGUCGAGCCCAUGUCUCGAGACAAAAGUUGCUAGCAGACCGGCAAAUCAUCCCAGAAGCGUGGCGAAAGUAUAAUACAAAAUUAGCAUUAGCAAGAGCCUAUUAGUCGAACGCAUUAGCGCAAUAGCGGGUUCGCUAUCGGAAACACACAAAAGCAAACUAACGACCCCAACCAACCAAAACAAAUAAACGCAAAACUGAGCAGGAGAACCACAACCAUCACAUCAAAAAAGUGCCUAACUAUUUCCGUUUUGCGUUUCGCUUAAAUCUGUUGUUGUAUGGGCCCACUCAGUCCCUGUCCCGAACACCCCGUCGAUUUGCGUGGACCCGUCUGUAGAAAACACGCUUACCGUACCGGACCUGAACAGGCAUGCUAGCGGAUCUGGGAAACAGCGUGUAGCUAAGGAUUGUCAAGGAUUGUUCGGAUUCCCAGAAAACCAAAAAAGCCCCGUUAUACUUUAGGCUGCCGUUUCGGGUAGCUGGUGGAAGGAGUGAAAAAACAAAUCAAAACGCAUUAAAUUGAAAAGUGUGCGCCCAGUAGUUUGCUCUCUUGUGGUGAUAGUAUUAACAAAACAUAAUACACACACAUACGCGCGGAUUAUUCGCAAUGCUGCGAGAGUGCUAAUAUAAAAGUGAUAAAACUAUUACAAAAAAUAUACCCCCCUCGCACCCUCCAAAAACAAAAAAAAAUCGUGUGCUGAUUGUUAUCAUCGCGAUUGUUAUUUGAGCUAAAACCGUUUAGAAACUCGAUGAGAAAAUCGUAGCAGUAUAGGGUAGGAUUUGUGUAAGUGCAGUAGUGUUUCGCCUUUCCGAAGCCUUUGCCAACUGGAGGAGUAUUCCGUUCGAGCUGCUGUUACAAAGGUGUAGUGUUGACCGCGUUCACUUCAAGCAACGAGCGAGGAACGCUAAUGCUGGCUGGUGUUUGAUGUGAACAUUGAUUUUCCUCGUAUUCCUCGGCAUUUGGUAGUGCGUUCGUGCAUUUACCUGUUUACGCAGGAAAACUGUGCCCAUUAACGCGUCUGCUUCCAGCAAUCGAUUAAAGCGGAUACAAAGUUAAAGGAGCUACGGCGAGUGCUGCGAAAAAUCCCAACACGACUAACAAGCAAUCAAAAUCCUUGGAGCCCGGCUCUGGACCAUGGUGUAUUGAACAGAGCAGUGUGUGUGUGUGUGUGUGUGCUUCCGGAUGAUCGUGACUACUGCGUAACGCGUUACUAACAAAAGGUUGAGGUUGAACAAAGUGAUAGGAAAUAUUUGUGAUAUCAGUGUCUGUGUGUGUGUGUCUCGUGACUGUCGUACCAGAUUCCAACCAGAUCGUCGAAAACACUAAACCACUAGAGACAAAAAGAGGAGAGAGAAAAAGAGGAAACUCGGUAACCUUCUUCACAUAUCGGAAUUUCACUUGCGAAUGCUGAUCUCGUCGGCAUUUUCGUUUCGUAAAAUUUAAAUCAACCCACCCACGAGUGGGUUUUGCUGCGGACGUGACUAGUGCAUGCUUCCACAAGGCAAAGCGGCAUAACUUCCAUCCCGCCCACCAAACCUUCCGCAACCCCACCCCCGGGGGUUACAUUACGCCCAGCAGCCAACUCCGCCAGCUUCACUCGUGGUGCGGUCGAUGGUUCUAAUAAUAGUUCCGCAAUAACAAUAUCAUCACUUUCGCCCAUCAUCUCCAGUUGGGGAGAGUUAGAUUCCGUUCCGAAACUCGUGCGGGGUCUACCGAACCCUACGCCUACCCGCCAAAGCAAAAAGUCGAGUUUUAAAGUGCAAAGUGUGAAGAAAGCAAGGAACGUCGUACGGUCGUCGGUGUCGUCGCGCGCGUAUUCCGUUGUGAUAUUAUUCGCUAUCGGUUUGGUGAUUGUGUGUACCAGCGUAGCGUGAUUGUGUUCGUCGUCGCUGUUGUUGUCAGUGCUAGUCUCGAGUGCAGGUUUCGCGUAUGUUCACGGUGUAAGUGCUCCGCGUUUGUCUGUGCAUAUUGUUUGAUUAUUGGUGUUUGAUCUGGUGUAUCUGUGAGUGUGUCUGUGAGUGUUUCUGUGUGUGUGUGUGUAUUUGUGCAACGUCGUACAGAGAAAGCCCUCACUCCCUCUGACCGCGGAGUGUAGUAUCCGGCUUCUCUGCAGCAUCUUUCCCCACAUCCCGGUUGGGAUUGUUUGAUCUGAGAUGCUGUGAUCGGAGAAAUAUUAUUCGCCGACCAACUUCAACAGUCCCACUCGUAUCCGCCCUCCGGUGCAGACCGAUCGGUUCCGUGCGAGCGUGUGAUUUCCGAUAUUCCGUUGCAGUUUUUUGCCCGCGCCCUGCAAAUCCCAGAGGGAUCGCCGUGGUUGAGGUGUUAAGGCCGCGGGGUGACCGAGUGUUAAAGGCAGGUGGAAAACAACCAACGUGCGAAGUGAUAGCGCCGUGAGCAAAUAUUGCCAAGUGUGGUGGAAAAUAUUGAUGAUAUUUUCUGGGAAUCAUAAAAGUCAUCUGCUGCUGCUGGUGGUGAGUGUGCGUGUGUGAGUGCAGCCGGUCGGUCGGUCUGUUUUUUCGCGAUUGUUGCUUUCCGUGUUGUGUGGCAUUUGGAAAGGUUUCGAUUUCGUUUGUUCUCACGGGCAACAGUUCACGGCCCAAACGCGCGUAUUGUGGCGGAGAAAUAGAUGCAACUGACGGAUAAAGCAAACCGGUGUGUGCGGGCGGCAUAAACGCAAGGAAAAAUUUUCAGCCAAAAGUUUGUGUGCUUGUGCAAAGGAAAGAGUGCUGGGCUGUGUUUGUGUGUGUGUGUGUGUGUGUGUGAGGGCGGGAAUCGCUUAUUCUACCGGGAAAUCGCAUAUCGUACAAGUGCUGUGAAUAACCUGAAGCUAAGAGGCGAGCUUGAAGAGAUCGUUUGCUCGAGCGCUGCGAAUAGAUAUAAAUCGGCGCCCAGUGUCGGGAAGGGCGUCACAUUCACUCUGCGACAAAUCGUCUCCAGUGCCGACUCUAGCAUCACGUUAUUGCGUUUCGACAUCAUCAACAGCACUCUGCAUACAUGUUAGGCUGCGCGUUUUUGACGUACUUCAGUCCGGAAAGCGCCGUUAACGGUCAGGGCGCGUUACAUGAGAAGCAGACACUACCUGGGAUGAACCGUGCUAUUCAAGUCAAGCCAGCGGAUAGCGAGAACCGCGGUGAUCGAAAGCUUUUCGUUGGCAUGCUUAGCAAGCAGCAAACUGAAGAGGAUGUAAGACAGUUGUUUAACGCGUUCGGAACCAUUGAAGAGUGCACGAUCCUGAGAGGACCGGACGGUGCCAGCAAAGGUUGCGCCUUUGUUAAAUUUACCUCGCAUCAAGAAGCUCAAGCUGCUAUAACAUCACUUCACGGUAGUCAAACUAUGCCGGGUGCAUCCUCUAGCUUAGUGGUAAAGUUUGCUGACACCGAGAAAGAGAGGCAACUCCGUCGUAUGCAGCAAAUGGCUGGCCAUAUGAACCUGCUGAGUCCGUUUGUGUUCAACCAGUUCGGACCAUACGGCGCCUACGCCCAGCAGCAGCAGGCGGCCCUGAUGGCGGCUGCAACCGCACAAGGAACGUAUAUCAAUCCCAUGGCUGCACUAGCAACACAAAUACCUCACGCGUUGAACGGUUCCGGACAGCCAGUAAACGGUGCCAUCCCCUCUCUACCAUCGCCCACGAUGCCUACCUUCAACAUGGCAGCACAAACGCCCAACGGUCAACCGGCCGGCUCGGAGGCGGUUUACACCAACGGAAUACCCCAGACCUACCCAGGACAUGCGCUUCACCUGUCGAUACCCGCUCAAGGACUUCCGAACGGAGACGCUGCCCUACCGCAUGCCGCCUACCCUGGCAUCCAGCCGUAUCCCGGUGUCGCCUACCCAGCCGUUUAUGGACAAUUUCCGCAAGCUAUACCGCAACCGAUUGCUGCCGUUGCACCAGCACAACGCGAAGACAUGUUAAUGUUCCCAGGGUGCUCCAUAUCGGGCCCGGAAGGUUGCAACCUGUUCAUCUACCAUCUGCCACAGGAAUUCGGUGACGGAGAGCUGAUGCAGAUGUUUAUGCCCUUCGGAACUGUGAUAAGUUCUAAAGUCUUCAUUGAUCGAGCUACAAAUCAGAGUAAAUGUUUCGGUUUUGUAUCAUUUGACAAUCCAGCCAGCGCACAAGCUGCGAUUCAAGCCAUGAACGGUUUUCAGAUUGGUAUGAAAAGACUGAAAGUUCAGCUGAAAAGACCAAAGGAUGCGAAUAGACCCUAUUAACAAUCAGAGAUUAAAAGCGCUUUAAAAAGUGCUUCUGCUGAAGCUUUAAAAUAUGAAGUUAAUCCUUAGACAAAUUUAAUCUAAUAUCAUCAAUUAUCAGUGCAGUUAUGAAUAGAAACAAACAAAAACAACUACAACCAAUCGCUUAAAGUUAAAUAAUGAACUCACACAGACACACUACUUAACAACAAAACAUAUGGAAAGGAGCAAACAUUUACGCUACUCUAUAUAUAAAGCAAAAACAAAAAAACAAAAAUCCUACAUGAGAGAACAAAAAAAUACACGAUUACAAAGCUAUACAACGCUGUUGCAGAGACAGUGACUUUUGUCUUACACAAAUUAAAACCGAUGUACCAACUAUACGCGCCCACCAGCAACACACAACAGUCCGUGAUGAGGAGAAGGGAUGAUGUGUGAAAUGAAAGUGCUUUUGGUGCGUACAGCACAACCGGCAUCAUCCAGCGACAACACAACAGUCAAGAAGAAGGCAACAUAUGACAGUGACUACAAGAUUGCAGCUGGUAACAUGUAAUGCAGCCGGUGAAAAAAGGACAUUUGUUUUACCAAAAAUGGAGGCUAGUCCAAUGUUUGCCAACCAAUGUCGUGGUUAUAGGAUGGGAGGAGUAAGUGAAUUAUCGUAAACUUAAGUUUAUCUAUAUCUAGAUACAAAUCAAAACACUCUCAUAAAAGGAACCGAGUUCUCAUCGAUUAGCGAUGUGGAACCAAGAAAACGUGUUUUAUUCAGGUUCGGUAACAAAAAUUCUCUAGCGCACACAAUUUAUUACAUACAUUAGGUUCACUUAUGCAAUUUUAAUAUGACACAAUACACAGUUCAGCAUUACAAGAACGUUAUUAAAUGCAUCUUCAAACCAAUAGCGAGGCUACAGCAAAGCGUAUACUAAUAACAUUUUUCAGAUAAUCUAUUAAACUUUGCUCAUUUAUGUACUCACAUUUUUACGCUACUGAUCAUGUACUAAGAAACGUUAAAUGCCCGUUCAUUAUACUAACAAUGGAAUUGUAAAUAACGUGCCACAAGGUACUUUUUAAUUGUCAUUCUUGUUUUCUCGCUUUUCUAGUGCACACCUUAACAGCUAUAAUUCGACAAACGAAAUUAUAUAAAUUUUAGACCAAAACAUUUUUUUUUAUUCACUAGCUACAUAGUAAAUCUUUGUAUCUAAGGAAAACUCAUUAGCAGUGUUACUACAAAUAUAUAUAUAAUGCUGUUACACUAUUUGUUUCUUUCUUCUUUUACUCGCACAGUUUCGUGUGAAAGUGGUCGAUUCGCAAAACAUAAAAAUGCAUUCAUCUUAGUCUAUAGGGCACUAAGAGACAAAUGGGAUGCUAUGGUUUGCUUUCUAUUCGUAUGGGUUUCCAAAGUUUUUUCGACUGCUAAGGAAUUCGAAGGAAUACGUUGAAACUGACUUUGCCUAUAUGUUAAUACAUGAAAAGAGUGUUAUUUGUUUCGAUAGCUUCAAGCCCUAAUCAACAACUAAAGCGUGAAAGUUGCGACACAGGAAUUAGUUUUAAAUAGUGCAUUAGCAGUGUGGUAAUAAGCCUCCAUUAACAGCACAUAGCAAGUAUUCAACAAAUUGUUAUGAUUUGAGCCAACAUAUUAGGAUGUAAAUUAUACUACUACGUUAAAUAAUCAUUUGCCAUCAUUAUUAACCCUUUUCAAUGCAACAAACAGGUGAUGAUUGCUUCCGCAAACUACAUUUGUUAUCGGAUAUAUAACAAUAAUAAUUUAAUUAAAUAAUGUAUAUUUUAAUCAUUGAUUUUUUUUUGUUAAAAUAAAAUUGCAUGGUUCUAUCUCCCUAACUUUUUUAAAAUAAGUUUAAUAAGAGUUCAUUUUACUUUAUACAUCAUAAUUGAAGAAAUACACGAAAUAUGUACGAAGAGUUUUUUUUAAAUUGUUUGCGAUCAAAUCGACAUUAAAAUAAAGUUUUAAAAUUUUCCCCAAUGAAACAAAUACAAUUAGCUCAAUCCUAUCCUGAUUGUACGUGGAUAACGUUACCAACGUUUUUUGUUUUGUAGCCCAGGUUUGCAUCGUUUUGCCUAUUACAGUAUUAAUUUAAAUUUGUAUAAAAACACGUUCCUUUAGUCUAUCGUGGCCCCGGCUUCGAUGUGCGUCUUUUUACUGAGACAAGCAUGUAUGAAGGGCAUUAUUGCAAAAAACUGCACAUUGCGUUUCCGUUUUAUCACACUAGUCAUUUCGUAGGCUAAGGUAAUAUCAUCAUAAUAAUCUACCCAUGCCCGCCAUCAUUGAGCUUUGCGUUCGGUAGUUUGCAUCCAUCCAAGGCCUGUGCCACCAGUAGCCAGGCUGGAAAGUCUAGUAAUCGGAUUCCUGCCUAAAAUUUAAAUUAAAACCAAAACGAACACUCGUACACACAUACAUACACACACACAUAAACACACACGAAAGUAUUAGGGAAUGUAGUAAUAUAGAAACAAACGAUUAACUUCAUGCAUCAAAGAUUUAAACUAUAAUAUUUGAAACGAGAAAACGCACACGAGUAUGUGGGUUUGUGUGCGUGGUCAGCAGUAAUUAACAUAAAACCAACUCGUAUUAGAGAAAAUAUUGAGAACCUACAGCUAAGCAAAGCCAAAAAGAAACAAACAUAUACACUCGUUUAUCGAGAAGCGGUAACUCGUGUCAUCGAAUCCAGAUAUGGUUCGAGCAAGCUGCACGAAUGACUACGAUACGUUAUUUCUAACACAAAACAAAACUUUAACAUUGAACAACAUUAACACUAGUGCUAGAUUUACGUAAAAACUAAACCAAACCAACCAAUAUUAAGAAUAAGUAGAGAGAUACUAAUUUUCCCUUCCUUCAGCAGCUAUUUUCUUGAUCAAAACAUUAUGCUCUCCGCUGCAAUAGCUUUUUCUAAUCGUUUUUUUUUUUGUUUAAUUAUGAAUAGAUUUUCUUAAACGCGAUCAAUUAACCAGAGUAAUACACCUUAUUAUGCAUCACACUGAGCUUAAUGAUUCGCGGCAAAUCGUUAGAGCAGUUUAUAUGAUACAAUUGAAUAAUUUGUUCAUCUCGUGGAGAACCCAUAUUUCACCGCACAAGUAUACCAACUAAAAUUUAAAAAAAAUCUCUUGAAACAUGCCUCCAGCGACAGCAAACAUGAGGAAUGUUCCGUACUUUUCAUUAACUCCUGUUCAUUACCCCGAUUCACAAUGAUAAAAAAAAGUUAUUGAAAACUUACUAUUUACAGUUUUGUAAAUUGCAGGUAGGGUUUUAUGAACAGCUACAAAGUGAACACAAAAAAAACAAAAACAUAUUAUUGUUAGAUAAACCAACAAAAUGGGCUGUGAUUUCAAAUUAUGAUUUGCAAACACUACAACCAGAUACAUAAAACCCUACUUAAACACAUGCUGCUGAUGUUUGUUUUGUUUCUACUUAUAAAUCGUAACAGUGCAUUUGCUUUUCUUGUUUGUAUCCCUCAAUUAUUAGCAAUACUUGUGUGUAUUGAAAUACUUUUUUACGGAUUGUUUGUUUUUAUUGAUCAUCGUCCCAAAAUAAAACAAAUAAUCAUCAUUUUCCCUAAAGAAUUUGCAGAAAGCAUCUUAUGCUAGAAUGCAUACAUCAACUCGAGUGGGACAAACAAACACAUGAUUAUUAAAGCCCGUGCACCUAAUAUGUAAAAUCGGUCUUACCUUUGCCAAAUUAUUCGGAAAAGAUUGCGAGAUUAAGAUCAAAAAGAAGUUACCGUUCGGUAGCACUUUUACCAUCAACUAGACAAAUUAAACAACAGUUCAACCUGUACAUAGAUGUAAAAUCAAUGCAGCCGUUUUUCUCUCACUCUACUCUACUUAUAUAAGUAUUACUUACUGCAAUCCCUCUUUAGCAUACCUAGAGCGAGUCUAACUUAUACGGCAGCCAUUCUUAGGUGAAAACGGACGCAUUUACACUAGAUGCGUCUAACUAUGCAUUGAAAGCCAUAUCAGUUACUGAAACUAAAAAGUUUCAUUUUCAAUUGCUAGUAGGGAAUACGAAAAACAAAGAGCAGUUUGUCCUGUGCUACAAACAGCACGCAGACGUAACUCAACCCAGAGCCAUAUUGCCCGCGUUUUGUGCGUGAAGUUUAGUGUCAAGGAGUCCUCCACAGGACAAAGCCAUCGCUUACCCAACAUUGCUAGAUUAAAAAAAUCACCACUCUAAUCGUCCUUUCUAUUUGAUGCGAAACAAACGAUAAAGUGAAAGUCCCCACAUUAUAGCAGAGCAAGUUAAAAACAAAGACUAGUCAAAUAAUUAUUAAAAAAAAACAAGUAAGAUCACCAAUGAAUCCACAUAUUUAAUACUUGAACAGAUAAAUAAAAAAUACAAACACAAACAAAGUAUGAAUGAAAAAAUGGACUACAGCCCAACGAACGUGAACCCACCUUCUUCGAGAGAAAAAACUGUGAAACUUUUCCGUCAGGUUUGAUUUUUCUCUCACCAAUCUAUAUGUCUCUCUAGCCAGGGAACUUUCAUUUGUAUCCCUCCCUAAGCUGCCUCCCUGAAACUAAACGUAGUUAGUGUGUCCUCCCUUCCCGAGGUUAUCUACAUGUCUGCAAAUCUCUGAAAGUGUUAUUUAACUAACGAUUAUAAUAAAAUUAGGUUGAACAUAUGAUAACAGAACAAUUUUACAUUUCAUGGAAGAAUCAUACUGUUAUACCUCCUAGAUUUUUUUCGCUUGAAAAAUGGAAUUAUUUUUAUGAAUGUGGAAACUCUUGUUUCACAUACAAAUACAAGAUUGAAACAAAUUUAACAUCUAUACAUUGCAUCUGCAAGGUCCUUUAAUACCUCUUUUUCUCACAAAACAUCGUUAUACCCAGAGUUUGUGGCAAAAUCUUAACUGGGAGAUGGGAGUGACAAGGUAGCAUCGUGCUAAGCGCAAAGCGAAGGUAAUAUUUAGUAGUAAGCAAAGAUGGCGCAACAUAAUUACAACAUGUAGUAGCCACUAUGACAUGAUUUUUUAUGAUCUGUAUGCCACGGUUAAUGCCCAGUGCACAUAGUUCUGACGACAAAAGUAGGUGAAUUAUACGCCCGUAUCGAAUCCGUACUGAAACUGUAGCUCAGUUAAUAAUAUCCACGCGGGAAACUAUCUGGUCGGAAAAAAUAAAACCACUAUCAUAAAAUUUUUAAAAUUUUAGGGGUUUUUAUUUUCGCUGUUCAAAAGCUGCGCUUAAAGUAACUAAUUUGUUUCAACGUAUAGAAAACUCAAAGUAUUUUUUCUUAUGCACGUGAUAUGGGAAAAAAACUCUCCAAAUUACAAAGAGCGUUUUGGUUCUUUAAGUUUACUAUGCAAAGAAGUUUUUAAAAUUAUUUGCAAAUUCUAUUCAAUUUUAAUGUAGAGACAGCUUAACUCUAGCAAACAGGGAUAAUUCGAUUCACUUACCAAAAUCUAUGCUCCACGCCUCCAACACGAUAGUAUACACAUGAAUCUAUAUAUAAAUAUACAUAUAUACACCAACACGCGUAUAUACACAUAUUUAGAAAUAACAUUAUUAUAUACAUUUACCGUGCAAAAAACGCGUGUAAACACAUACAAAAACAACACAACCAUAAAAAAUAACAUAGAAAAAUCACAAACCAAACAAAGUAGAAGUAAACGAAAAUCACAAGUGAAACAUUACAAACCAAAUCACGAACCAAAGCUACGGUCGUCCUUUCUCCGGGUGGAGAAACUGGACUCUGAAGACUCUAGCAAGACAAAAGAGAGUGGAUUACUACACCAUUAAGAGGAAAGUUAUUUUAAGUCUUAAACUAGCUAAGAAACGAUAAAGGAAGUGCGUAAUGAAAUAACAGUUGGAAAACAGAUUGCGAGUGUAUUUGUGUGUGUGCGAGCAGUGUGAGCACUGUUAAUGGGAUGCUCAUUUUUUCACAUGCAAUCACCGUUUGUAAAGGAACAAACACAGAUCCUGGCAGGAGGGCACACUGAUCACACACGCACGAAUGAACCCUUAUCUUGUUUACCUAUAACUAGAAAUACAAAUCUGUUUAAAGCUAUUUGCAAGAAAAACAAUUCAUGACAGAUAAGAAACAUUGUAAAAAUCUAGGAUACAGGGUAUUUCUUGCAAUUAUUGAAAAUAAUGAGAAAUUAAAUACUUAUAGGAGAAAAACGCAUGUUGAAUAGAAAAGAAGGGAGAGAUUAAAACAUAACUUGCAUUUUUAAAUACUAUUACAAAACUUAUUAUUAUUGCGAAUUGACAAACGUAAAACUCAUCAUUAUACAUUUUUGCUAACAUAAUUCCUACCAUUAUUCUCUCUCUCUCUCACACACACGCAUAAACACACACACACACAUACACUCACACACACAAACACAUACAUUAUUACCACGAAGGCGGAAUGGUUCAGUUAAUCAACUCGAUUUAAGGUUUUAGAAGAAGGGUUCUACUGAAAAAUGAAAUAAAUAGCAAAACCAUUUACACAAAGCAUUAAUCCAUACUAUUCUAUAAAUUUAACGAACAACAAAACUCAUUAAACAUUUAACAACUAACACACUUAAAUCGUGCGAUCUUACGUAAUAGAGAAGCAAAUAAAGCUCGAUUGUUGAAACAAAAAAAGAAAACAUAAACGUUUUUUAGAUACGACCCUCCGACGAAUUUUAUUGCUCCUUCUUUCUUCUUCUAUUGUCUACUAGUGAUUCAUACGUUUUGAUUCAGUAGCCUUUAGACGUUCAUGCCUGUGAAUAAGAGUCACACAAAGGGAAAACGAUAUGAUGUUUAAAGAAAUUAGUUUUGUGAUAUGAAUAUUUAUAAAGAAUAAUAAUAGUACUAUUAAAAUGAUACUUAAAAUAACAAACCCGAAACAUCUUUAUGAAUUUGCUAAUGGAAAAGAAACACAGGAAAAAUGAAAAACAAAGUAGAUUUCGUAGGCAGGUCGUCUACAGAUGAAGAACAAGUGCAUGAGGAUGAGGAUGGAAAGAACAUGUUAGUACACAAUAAAAUGUGGAUGGAUUUACAUUUUAGUAGAACAACACAAACACUCUAAACACUUAUCAAGAACGAUAUACUUACAUCAGAGAUUUAUUUAUUCCAAAUCGAAUCGCCAGUAAAUGUUUCAGUAUUGUCAUGUUUUGAAAGCAGCAACAUCUUCGAGCAAACAACGGAGUUGUAGCUCUUUUCAUAAGAACAUUUACCAUUGGCAUUAGUAAAUUCUUUUUUCCAAAGUGUUUAGCGGUAUUAGUGCAGAAAACAACACAGCGCUCAAUAGUGGAUCUCCUAUAUGCGACGAAUUUUUGCGAGAGAGGGUGUAUUCUUUUCUAACCGAAGGCCAAUCAACGCGUAGGAUUAUCCGGUGCGUUAGGAUAUUUUUCACACAUUUGUUGCUACUUCAUGGGGCCCAUGGAUGCCAUGAGGAAUAAUUUUCGAUGUGCUGCAACAAGUUUGAUUAUUAAAAACAGCUUCAAAUGACUUUUGUAGUACCAGUUUAUUUAACACCUUUACCCGCGUUAGACUUACGAACAAAACAAUGCUACAGUUCACAAAAGACCGAUAAUACGCAACUAGAUCCUGUUAGCUCGUAGGCAGCCAAUGCAAUGAUGGUGCAUCACGUUUAAAAUGUAAUAUCAAUCAAAGAGAAGCCAAAAGUGAGCAGAAAAGAAAAUGCCCAUUCACUAGAGAGGAAGUCAGUGCAUGUGUUAUCUGCAGAACUCCGAUGCGUAGCACCAUAACAAGUAAAAAAGCAAAAGGAGCAAAAGAUGAAAAAAAAUAUAUAUAUACCAUAUAUACAAAGAAAUUCUUUAAAAUUUCACUUAACAAAAUAACACAAUGUGGAGACACCUGUACAUUGCGAAAUUUAACGCUUUGAAAACGAAACAAAAAAUAUAUAUGAAUGAUAAUUUAGUAUAUUUAGUAUAACAAAGAUCGUACACGAUAACCCUUAGAAGCAAAGCCGCAAAUUCAUAAGUUGUCUCGUGAGAAGCCUAGCCAAGCGAUGGGAAUGAAAAGGUUCACAGAGAAAUAAGAAACGGUAUAGGCGAAGAAGUAGAAGAGUACCAACACAUACGGUUAAUACUGGAAAGCAAACAAACAAAAAUCUUAUUAAAUUAAACCAAAUUUUUAGACAAAUUUACUUUGUUUUCUUUCUCCUAACAUUGAGAAAAGGACAACUUGUGGUGGAGUUUAAACAUCUGAUAAUCGUUGACAAUUACACCAACUUUCACCUGCACGAGACUAUAAAAACUAUCCAUUAUCCUCAAAUGUAGGUAAUGCACACUGCUUCGGUUCGCAUUGACAUCUCGUUUACCGUUUUCUUAUAAUCUUGAUUUAUAUGUUAUUUUAAAUGUUCUGGAAAUUGGAAAAUUGGCUUUUUCGUUCAAAUCAUAUAAAACAUAUUCCUAAGUAAUCCACCGUUUCUUCGAUGAAAUGGUAAAUGUGUCAUGGUGGCAGACAGAAAUUUGUGUCAUAAGUUACUGUGGUAUUUUCAUUUCAAAAAUCAGUUUUUGAAUGUGAUAUGAGUGUUAUAAAAAGCAAACAUGCAACAUCUAAAGAACGCACAAGAAUUAUGAGAACAAUAAAUGUUUUGCUAGGUUUAAUAAAACAUAAAGUUUGUUUCGAGCAGUUGUUUUAAGUCAUAGCAUGUACUUGAAAACAGCAAAACAGAAACGGAAUAAAUUUUUUUGUUCCAUUAACAAUUGUGAAAUGUUCAACGCAAAAUGUAUGGUUUAGUACUGAAAAUUUGUUAAAUAAUGCUUUUUUGUUCGAACGUUUAACAUGAAGUACAUUUAAAAACGUCUUGGUAUCAUUUAACUGAUAAAAACAUGAAUGCAAAGAUAGUCAACCGAACAACCGAAAUAAGAAGAGAAAGUAAGCAAGAGUAGACACAAAAUAAUUAAUGGGAAACUUUAAUUAUUACGACAAUAUGGUAUUAUAAUAAAAUAAUAUAAAGAACAUUGAAAUGAAGCCUUAAACCAUGUAUAUGCUACAUUAAAAGCCGACUGUGCACGACUUAAUUAAAAGAUGAAACGAAACUUAUCCAAAGCAGCAACAUUUGCAUACACACAUACACGUGCGCUUUCAAAGAACCACUUACACUUUCACCAUCACACUCACACAUCAAGUGGGAAUGGGAAACCAACCGAUAGUUACAAGUGGAGUCAUCGAAAGCACCAUUAAGACUCCGCAGUCGUUUCUCUAUCUAAUUCUAAACCCAUGUAAAUUCACCACCACCAAGACCCACAAACAAAACAUCAACAACAUUACCAACAACUACUACUACGACCAUAUUGAAUGGUUUCAAUCAAAGAAUUUUCUCUUUAAAACUUUAAAACGAAUUAUAAGACAAAUUGCACUGCUGUAAUGCAGCGAAACAAAACGAACAAAGCUGCAGUAGUGCCGUGCAUUGGGCACUGGAGGGGCACAACUUUAAAACAAACACAAAUAUCCAAAACACUACUAUUAUAAUGGUAUCAUUCAUUAUUCUCUCUCCCUCUCUAUCUCUCUCUUCCUCUCUAUAUCUUUGUAAUCCGCAAAAUUUGCGUAAGAUAACGGUAGCACAGGGAUCGACUUUUACUAUUGAUUUAAAUUAUGAAGCCGGAUGAAUGCUAUUCGUUUGAGACAUUUUUUUAAUCUUAGAUGAUUGAGAGUCUCGAAUGUAGUGAAACUACUUUAGUAUCAUACUGGUUGCAAAUUACAAAUAACUAAUUCAUUUUUUAUAUUCUAAGCCAGUCUGUCGAGCGCAUUUUGUAUUUUCUUUUUUACAAAAAAAAUCACAACACAACAAUUAUUUGAAAAAUAUUCGUCUGUUAAUACUUCUUCUACCAUCCGUAAUGUACAUUUGAAUACAUUUGAUCAACUACCCCAAAAUUUGCAGAAUCAUCUCAUUUAAGUGAGAAAAAUUGUUUGUUGGCCAACAUAAUUAGUACACUUUAUCCACAACUGAAUCUGAAAAACCUAAUCUGAUUUUUAAUACAACUAAAACUGAAGAGAAGCUAAAACAAACAUGAAAAGCAGCUGAAAUGCGAAAAGCCAGAGGCAUAUACAUAAAUAUAUAUUUAUAAUGGAUAAGAAUUAUUUAUAUCGAAAAUCAUACAGACCGGUAAAAUCAACACACCGAUACUCACACAAAACACAUAACAAUGUGAACCUAGACGAACAGCAUCAAACAUGAACUAAAUCUUAAGUACAACAGUAUUAGAUAUUCUAAUGGAAAGUUCAGCUAGCAAAAAUGAAACGAUAGAGGUAUUUGCUUUUGGUUUCCUCAUAACAAUCCUGCUAGUAGAUACGUUUUGAGAGCAGUCAAAUGAUGUCCCGUCUCUCAACAUCAUAGAGUGAUUACUGCAGUGAUUGCUUAACAAGAUUCACCACGUAUUACAAGAAUUGUAAAGGGAAUGAACAAAAAUUAACAACAAAAACCAAUUUGCUAAAACUGUAGAAAAUGCAUACACAAACACAUGAUCUCUCAAGGUAAUGCGACACGAUGCUAAACUAAACCAUAUCAAUCAGGUACUAAAACUAACACAGACUCUAGAGACAAAAUGGGAAAAGGUGCAAUAUAAGCAGCCAAGCCAAGAUCCUACGUGCUACAUUUGAAAAUUAAAUGUACAUUUUAUUCACCACACGCAAUUCGAAAAGGGUGGUGUAACAUGUAUCAGAAUCUGCGAAGUUAAGUUUUUGUAAGCUUUAGUUUAUUCAAAAAACGGCAAUAACGAAUUGCUUGACUUCUACACUUGCACCCUUCACUAAUUCAUUCAUAGCUACCAAGCUUAAAGUACUUCAUGAAACAGUCACCUAGAACAACAAAAUGAAAUGGCGUUGUUGAGCUAUAUUUAAAAGAAUCCCCAUUAAUACAGUACUUCUAGACAAGUAUAUACAAUCGUACAAGAAUCUGACGCAAACCACGAAAACAAUUCGCUAAGAAAACAAAAUAAUUGAAUAAAGUACAUACAGUAAAGCAUUAAAACACCUCUUUUAUUUAAUUUUAACCAAAUAACUGCGAACAAAAGCUACUGCACUUAUAUGUUUUUUUUUUUAAUAAACUUAAUAAACAAUCAAGUUCAUGCACAGUAUGGAAGUACAUAUUCGAUUAAAAGCAUACUUAAAAGAGAAGAUUAACCGUUGGCCUUUAACCACACAUUUCGCACUGUGUUAUCUUUGUUGUGGCGAAACCUGUGGAAGAUAAAAAAUUGAUAAAAUUGAUAAAACGGAUAAAACAUCUGAAAAUGGGAGAGAGAAUUAAAUUAUUAAACGGUUGAUACCUUUUCGUGAGAAAUACUUGAAUAUUUUAUAAUAUUGAUUACAAAUCUCUGCAAUCCUGCAAAGAAUUCUCUUCAUUAACUACAAAACUCACAUGCACACAAACACUUUUACAAGAAGAAUACUAGAAAUAGCGAUUUUCAUUACACAAAACAUUCUAUUUUACUUCCAAUCUCGUUAUAAUAAGCUUUAUUUUCAUUUGUUAAUAAAUAGCUUAGAUUAGAAGCUAAACUAUAUAGUGUCGAACGCUCGCGAAACAAAGCAUCAUGCAGGGCCCCUUUAGGUGACAUCAGUAAAUGCCAAAAUCAGUUAGUAAGAAUAAUGAAACACGUAUAAGUCUGUGGAACAAGGAUGCUCGCCGAGUCGUUUUGAGAUUAGCGCACUUUGGCGAAGCAUACCGCUGAUUCGCAUUACAGUGAGAGUAGCGAAAGGGUUAGCAAACAUUUCGACUGAGGUCUAAGAACUACGUAUAAGCAACCAGCAAAAACGAAUGAUUAAGUAAGUGGUAAAACAACACGCGAGAACUGAUGCCGGUGCAAGAAAUAUUAAGAUGAUUUAACAAGAAAUAAAAACUAAACCUUGCACUGUCAAUCACAGAGGAGGUAAAUACUUACUAGUAUGCAGAAGAAAGAAUCUAAUGACGCAAAUAGUGAAGCACAUACUUUAUAGUAUGCCACAUGUCCUAGAUAUUGAACAUUUGCAAAACCGCUACUAAAAGCUAACAGAAAAAUGAAAUGAACAAGAACGGAUUACAAUACUAAACAAGCUACACUAGCGUGAAGGACACGCGUCUUUAUGAAAUUACUUGCAUUCUAAUUAGUGAAUUUAAUGGGACAAGUAGAGGAAUAAAUGCUGUAACAAAACAACUUAAAGAGAUGGUGAAUUACAAAAAAGUAUUUAAGUACUUAUUAUCAAUUACUUAUUAGUACGAGAUAAAUACACAGCAACCAACCACAACAAAACCCAAAACUCAAUAAAUUUAAAACAAAAACCAUGCUCUUACUAAAAUACAACUCAACUACAGAUACAGCAAAAAGCAUUGACACAAUAAAAAAAAGGCGCAACAUAUUUGCAAUGCGAUACUAGCUUAACAAUAUACACGUCACAUCUUCUUUUUGUUGCAACAUACACUUAUUCAGCAACCAUGAUUAGUGUGGUUGUACUACAAAAGUGAACAAACUAAGUCUAACUAUGAUUAUUAUUAGUAUCUUUAUUGCUGACAUCACUACACUAGAAAAUAAACAGGUAAAAAGUGAACAAAACCUUUUGAGGUAUAGUUGGGGAAAACUGAAAAAACGCGAAAACGCUAGACAAAAAGUGCAGGACAUAGCCAACAACAAAAGAAAAAGGAAUAACACGGAUCAUUAAAAUAUUUUGUAGUUAAGAGGACCCACUUAACGCAUGUGUUGGUCAGUGUCGUCGAGUUGUCACUGAUAGACAUUCACUAAACGCGGUAAAGCUAGAAGUAUAAGAGGAAUUUACAGGAUAGCUGCCUGAUAGUCUAGGACUACUACUAUGAGAGAAAAAAAAAACAAACACAAAACAGGAACAGUAAUGUUUGUUUUCUUUUUUUGCAUUUGCAGCUGAUUUAUGAAAGUAACGAAAGAAAACAAUA
Anopheles merus is the source of this 19083-nucleotide messenger RNA. RefSeq names its product CUGBP Elav-like family member 4 (gene bru3). Gene Ontology annotation, molecular function: mRNA binding. The record is from RefSeq and is a predicted model, not a curated record. NCBI's taxonomy places the organism in Eukaryota, Metazoa, Arthropoda, Insecta, Diptera, Culicidae. Gene Ontology annotation, cellular component: nucleus; ribonucleoprotein complex; cytoplasm. The transcript is spliced from 12 exons. The coding region runs from base 5070 to 6284 and encodes 404 amino acids. Gene Ontology annotation, biological process: regulation of alternative mRNA splicing, via spliceosome; mRNA splice site recognition.